AUGCAUCUGCCCCAGCACCAGACCGGCAGCUCCGUCACCAUGGAGAACGGUACCAUCAACCCUUCCUUCGAGGGUCUGGACGGCGGAGACCGGCCAGAGAAGAUCGUUAUCGAUGAGAAGAACACAGACAGCCUGGGCAGUCUGGAGCAGAGGCGAGACAUUGACCUGGUUUACUCCAUAAACGACAGACCGCCCUGGUACCUCUGUAUCCUGCUCGGCUUCCAGCACUACAUCCUGGCGUUUGGUGGCAUCAUUGCCAUUCCCCUCAUACUGGCUGAUCCCAUCUGCAUCAGGGACAACAACGCAGCCAAGAGCCAGCUCAUCUCCACCAUAUUCUUUGUGUCCGGCUUGUGUACGCUGCUUCAAACAACCAUUGGAACCAGGUUGCCCAUUCUGCAGGGGGGCACGUUCAGCUUCAUCACGCCCACACUGGCCAUCCUGGCCCUGCCGAAGUGGCGGUGCCCCGACGUCUCUGCCCCGGCGCUCUCCAACGCCACGGACACGGCGCACACCGACGCGGACGAGGUGUGGAAGUCCCGCAUGCGGGAGAUCCAGGGGGCCAUCCUCGUGGCAUCGCUGCUCCAGCUGCUGCUUGGCCUGUCGGGAUUGGUUGGGCUGGUGCUGAAGUUCAUCGGGCCGCUGGCCAUAGCUCCAACCAUAAACCUGAUUGGUCUGUCCCUGUUCAUCGAGGCGGGGAAGAAGUGUGGUGCUCACUGGGGUAUUGCUGCGCUGACAGUCUGUCUAAUCCUGCUCUUCUCCCAGUAUCUGAGCAAAGUCAACGUUCCACUCAUUGCCUAUAAGGACAAGAAGUGGAAGGUCUUCCAGUACCCUCUCUUCAAGCUCUUCUCAGCUCUGUUUGGGAUGUGCGGCUCCUGGCUCGUCUGCUUCCUCCUCACCUAUUUCAGCGCACUGCCCUCCAAACCUGAUGAGUACGGCUACACCGCCCGCACAGACAUCAACCUGGACGCCGUCACCAGCGCCCCCUGGUUCCACGUACCCUACCCAGGUCAGUGGGGCAUGCCCACGGUGAGCGUGUCGUCUGUGCUGGGGAUGAUGGCCGGCGUCCUGGCCUCCACCAUGGAGUCCAUCGGCGAUUACUACGCCUGCGCCCGCCUGUCCGGCGCCCCCCCUCCGCCCACCCACGCCAUCAACCGCGGCAUCGCCGUGGAGGGCAUCGGGUGCAUCCUGGCAGCUAUCUGGGGCAGCGGGAACGGCACCACGUCCUACAGCCAGAACAUCGCCGCCCUCGGAAUCACCAAGGUUGGCAGCAGGCUGGUGCUGCAGACAGCCGGGGUUCUGAUGAUUGUCCUGGGUCUCUUUGGGAAGUUUGGUGCCAUAUUUAUUACCAUUCCUGACCCGGUCAUCGGAGGAAUGUUCCUGGUCAUGUUUGGAAUGAUUGCAGCUGUGGGAAUCUCUAAUCUUCAGUAUGUGGACCUGAACUCCUCUCGGAACCUGCUCAUCCUGGGCUUUUCCACCUUCAGCGGACUGGUCCUCCCAACGUGGUUCCACUCGAACCCGGGCAUCAUUGACACAGGAUUCAAAGAGCUGGACCAGGUCAUAAUCGUCCUUUUCACAACUCAUAUGUUUAUCGGUGGGUUCUUUGGAUUCGUUUUGGAUAACACUAUCCCAGGAACAGACAGAGAGAGAGGGAUCAAGAACUGGAGGGAGAAGGUGCACCAGGACGUGUCGGACUGUGACAAAGACCAGUCCUGCUACGACCUGCCCUUCUGCUCAGAGUUCCUGCAGAGGUUCAAGUGCUUCGUCUACAUCCCCUUUCUGCAGACGUUCAGGAAGUUUGAGAAGAGAACGCAGCAGUGA
Megalops cyprinoides (Indo-Pacific tarpon) is the source of this 1818-nucleotide messenger RNA. Its product is annotated as solute carrier family 23 member 2. Gene Ontology annotation, molecular function: transmembrane transporter activity. Bases 1 to 1818 code for a protein of 605 amino acids. The record is from RefSeq and is a predicted model, not a curated record. Gene Ontology annotation, biological process: transmembrane transport. Gene Ontology annotation, cellular component: membrane. Lineage: Eukaryota; Metazoa; Chordata; Actinopteri; Elopiformes; Megalopidae. The transcript has 12 exons.